ACCUUCCCUGACCAGAUUCUCACACCUCCUCUACUCCUCUGCAUUUGGUCUCUGUUCCCACAGCACCUAUACUUCCCAGCACUAUCACUGAUCACAUUUCCACUAUAAAAUCUGGAAUGACUUGAUGAAACAAGAAUUUAAAGAAGAUUGUCUUGCUAAGGGAGAGGGAAAAUUGGGGACUAGCAGGCCACACAGAGAUAACUGUGCUGAGAUGGUCAUGAAGGGGCUUUGAAGUGAGUGGUGUAUAAGGAGGAGGGAAUGUGUGAGGGACGUCACUGACUGGGGGUGGGGAACGGGAGAGGAAAUUCAGAUGAAAAUGACUAUGAUAUGGUAAGCUCAGUAUCAAAGCAGAAUUUUGUACCACUCACUUGCUUGGUUGUGGUUGGGAAGGAUAGAGGAAUUUGUGUUUGAUCAUGCUGAUUUUGAGCUGUGUCUAGCUGUGUGUCUAGCAGGCAUUUGGAGGGUGUUGUUCAGGAGGAAGGCUGUGUGGGUGGUUCUACAGAUUAGGAUGGUGGAUUCACUGUGUCACAGAAACACUGAGUUGAAUUAAUAGGGUGGAGGGCUCUGAAGACUGCACUGGUGUUUGGAUAAACUCUCUGGAGCCAUGGAGAACAUGCACAAUUAAGGACAGCUCCAGGAACAGGAGUUGGACAAGGAGUAAGCCACUACAAAGAGGGAGAGGUGAGGACGUGCAAGGGACUUUUGUUCUGGAGACUCACUCUCAUCAUUUUCCUUUUAGCCCUAGUUUUCUCGGAGUUGGUGUAGGAGAAGAGAUGCACCAGAAUAUCUCCCUUAAUCUCUGCCAGAGAGCAGCUUGGAUCAUCCCCAUGGAAAUGGUUGCUCUAGAAAACCAAACUAUCACAGAAUUUGUCCUCCUUGGUUUCCAUGACAUAGCUGAGCUGCAUCUCCUUUUCUUUAUUGUGUUCACUGUCAUCUACGUCUCCACUGUUGUGGGGAAUAUGCUAAUCAUUGUGGUGGUGGUUAGCUCACAGAGUCUCCACACACCCAUGUAUUUCUUCCUGGUUAACCUGUCUUUCCUGGAGAUCCUCUACACCUCCACAGUGGUGCCAAAAAUGCUGCAGGGCUUCUUGCAGGAGGCAGCCAUCUCUGUGGCCGGAUGCCUGCUCCAGUUCUUUAUCUUUGGCUCUCUAGCCACGGCUGAAUGCUUCAUGCUGGCCGUCAUGGCCUAUGAUCGCUACCUGGCGAUUUGUUAUCCACUCCGCUACCCUGUCCUGAUGGGGCCCAGAGGGUGUUUGGGGCUGGUGCUCAUUGCUUGGCUGUCUGGCUUUAUGGUAGAUGGACUGGUUGUGGCCCUAAUGGGUCAACUGAGGUUCUGUGGCCCCAGCCACAUUGACCACUUUUACUGUGACUUCAUGCCUUUGAUGGGCCUGGCCUGCUCGGAUCCCAGCAUCAUCCAGAUGACAACAUUCAUUCUUUCUGUGGUCUGCCUCACUGCCCCCUUUGGACUGAUUCUGACAUCCUAUGCCCGGAUCAUGGUAGUUGUGCUAAGGGUCCCUGCGGGGAACCAGAGGCGAAAGGCUUUCUCCACCUGCUCCUCCCACCUGGCAGUUGUGUCCACCUUCUAUGGAACUCUCAUGGUUUUGUACAUUGCACCCUCUGCCAUCCACUCCCAGCUCCGCUCCAAGGUCUUUGCCCUGCUCUACACUGUGGUCACCCCUCUUCUCAAUCCUGUGAUCUACACCCUGAGGAAUAAGGAGGUUCAUCAUGCAUUGCGAAGCCUUCUGUAUAUUAAGCACACCGAAACACCUGAUUGAAGGAGAAUGGUGGUGAAUAUUUUAUUUGGACUUUGGAUGUCUCCAUUGGGGUGUCUUUCAGGACUUGUUGGGGAGGAAGAACUUUGUUCUAUUUUGACUUUUCCCUUUGUAAAACAUUCUAUAGUUACUCUAAAAAUGAUCAACAAUUUUCAAGCUAACUUAAA
Molecule: messenger RNA, 1939 nt
Organism: Mirounga angustirostris (Northern elephant seal)
Lineage: Eukaryota; Metazoa; Chordata; Mammalia; Carnivora; Phocidae
Product: olfactory receptor 11A1
Exons: 1
Coding region: 774-1775 (333 amino acids)
Biological process (GO): G protein-coupled receptor signaling pathway
Cellular component (GO): membrane
Molecular function (GO): G protein-coupled receptor activity; olfactory receptor activity
Source: RefSeq, a predicted model, not a curated record